Molecule: messenger RNA, 3716 nt
Organism: Chenopodium quinoa (quinoa)
Lineage: Eukaryota; Viridiplantae; Streptophyta; Magnoliopsida; Caryophyllales; Amaranthaceae
Product: gamma-tubulin complex component 5-like
Exons: 17
Coding region: 166-3168 (1000 amino acids)
Biological process (GO): cytoplasmic microtubule organization; meiotic cell cycle; microtubule nucleation
Cellular component (GO): spindle pole; centrosome; gamma-tubulin complex
Molecular function (GO): gamma-tubulin binding; microtubule minus-end binding
Source: RefSeq, a predicted model, not a curated record
UGUGUCGGGUCAUGGGUCAUGGCUUCUAAUAGGGAUCCAAGGCGUCCAACCCAUUGAAUUGCUCCAUUGAAGCGCAUUCAACGUUCUCCAUUGAAGCGCAGUUGCCGUUCUCCGUUGAAUAUAGUUCUUGUAUCCCCCAUUGAAGCAGCUUCUGAGGAUUCAACUAUGAAAUCAGAGCUCUUUUCCCUGGGCCCAGGGCUGCCGCCCCUCCUGCCCUUCCUCAGGGACGGGCCUGGAUGGAACUAUGAACCAGAACCUUUUCUCCCUGGGCCCAGGGCAGCCGCCCCUUCUGCCCCGGCUCAGGGGCGGGCCUGCGUGUACUUUGCAGCGUCAAUUACUUCUCACAAGACCAGUGAAUUUGAAUUGGUCCAAGGUGUAUUGCAUAUAUUGCAGGGUAAUUCAAGCCCCUUGUUUGUUUGGGAUGAUAAUCAAUGUCGAUUUUAUGUCAAAACUGGGAUGUAUGUUUCUCACCUCUCUCAAACGAGUUUGCAUGAUGUUCUCCAUCAGUUUUUGUAUGCUGCAACUUGUUUGAGGCUAGUAGAGCUUGUUGUAGAACGAAUUGAGAAAGAGGGGAAAUACUUUCCUACGUUGAGGGCAUUCGGGAGCUCAGUUUCAUCUUGGCUCAAGAGGUUGCGAGACAUUGCAUUGAAGGAAGAUGUAAAGAUAAAUGACUCUGAUCCAAGGACUGUUCCAACACUUCUGGGGAUGGCUAACUCUUUGUCCAGCCUUUGUUCAGGGGCUGAGUUUUUGUUACAAAUGGUUCGUGAAGCUGUCCCAAAAUUCUGGCUUGAUUCUCAGCAUUCUGCCCCUGCUGCUGAAGUGGCCGUCCAUAUCCUUGAUCAGCUUUACAAGAAGCUAAAUGAAACUUGUCUUGUGCAGGGUGGUGAGGAGGAGGCAUAUAGGAUGCUUCUUUAUUUAUUUCUUGGAAGUCUAUUGCCAUAUAUUGAGAUCCUUGAUUCCUGGAUUUUUGAAGGGAUUCUCGAUGAUCCUUAUAAUGAGUUGUUCUUCUAUGAAAAUAAAUCUGUGUCAAUCAAUGACACUGAAUUUUGGGAGAAGAGCUAUCUUUGGAGAUCCCUAUCACAUCAAAAACUUGACGCUGAGAUCUCAAGCAUGGCUCUUAAGCAGCAAGCAUGCCCAUUAUUUAUUAAGGACAUAGCUAAGGAAAUUGUUUCUGCUGGAAAGUCUCUGCAGUUGAUCAGGCAUGUUCCAAUGUCUUCAAGUAUGACAUCACCUUCAGGAGGGAGAUAUCAGGACUUGGGGGGUUUUAGAAGUACUUGCGGUGUUAAAAAUCUUAGUGAAUCCCAUAGAGGGUACAGUACAGUAGGAUUGACAUUGGUAGAGCUAUUUUUUGUGUCCGUGGCUGGUAUGAUAGGUCAUGGUGAUCAUGUGUACAACUACUUUAUGCAAAAUGAUUUAGCCUCUAUGAUUCCUUGUUUAUUUCGAUGUGAAGUGGAGAAACAGCAUCUUGGAGAAAUAGAGAGUGAGAGUUCUAAUAUGAAAUGCCCAAGAAAGGCCUGGGUUGAGUUUUUGGAUAGUACAUUACAGAAAAGAGACGCUUCUCGUCAAGUUAAAACCAUGUUGCCUCAUUGUAAAAGAGAUGUUGAGACUGGUUUGGUAAAUGAAAUCCAACUUCUGAAAUCUUUCUGUCCUGAAAACCCAGUUAUUACUGUUUGUAAAAAAUUACUGAACAGGAAUAGAGAUGCCUUAGAAACCUUGACCUUGUCAAAAAAUGCAAAUCUUCCCCCAUUAAAUGAUGAGGAUUUACGGGAGGCUGUUUUCAAUAUUGAGAACAAAGGGUCUUUAUUAACCAAGCAAACUAAUUUCACUUUUGGUUUUCAACAUAGUGAGUCUCAAUUGCUUCGUUCAAUAGAAGAGACAAAAGUUUUAGAAGCUAUGUUUCCCUUUCCUACAGUUCUCCCUUCAUACCAGGAGGACCUUCAGAUGUCAGAAUUGUUACCUCUCCAGAAAAAUAGUACUUUGCCCUCCAGAAUUCUUCGCUGGAUUCAAAUUGCCGAACCAAAGGGCUCCCCCCUUCCUACAGUUAUAUUGCAUGAAUGUCUGAAAGUUUACAUCAAUAAGCAGGUGGAUAUUAUUGGAAGUCACAUGCUGUCAAAGUUACUCCAGGACUGGAGACUGAUGGAUGAGCUUGAAGUGUUGCGUGCUAUAUACUUGUUAGGUUCAGGGGAUCUUCUCCAGCACUUCUUGUUAGUGAUUUUCAAUAAAAUGGAUAAAGGAGAAUUAUGGGAUGAUGAUUUUGAGCUGAAUAUAAUACUGCAGGAGUCAAUCAGAAAUUCGGCAGAUGCCAUGCUAUUGACUGCACCAGACUCAUUGGUUGUCUCCAUCAUAAAACCUCAUGGUCUUGAUGGUAGUGAUCAUCAGAAUGCAAAUGCUAUUCCAUCUACCCCUCGUAGAGGUCAUGAUAAUAUCUCGGGCGUUAAUGGUCUUGAUGUACUCAACUUCACCUACAAGGUUUCUUGGCCACUUGAACUUAUUGCUAACACUGAGGCAAUUAGAAAAUAUAACCAGGUGAUGCAUUUCCUAUUGAAAGUUAAGCGUGCAAAGUUUGUACUUGACAAAGUUCGGAGAUGGAUAUGGAAGAAAAAAGGUUUAGUGACAGUCAACUUCAAGCACCAUUGGUUAGUGGAACAGAAACUUUUGCAUUUUGUGGAUGCUUUUCACCAAUAUGUGAUGGAUAGAGUCUAUCAUAGUGCCUGGCGUGAGAUGUGCCAAGGUAUUGCAGCAGCAUGUUCUUUAGAUGAAGUAAUUGAAGUACAUGAAGCCUACUUGCUAUCAAUACAAAGACAAUGCUUUGUUGUUCCUGAUAAGCUGGGGGCACUAAUAGCCAGCAGGAUAAACACUAUCCUUGGAUUGGCUCUGGACUUUUACUCGAUACAGCAGACACUUAAUAGUGGUGGAGCUAUUUCUGCUAUUAAAACGAGAUGUGAAAUGGAAGUGGAACGUAUUGAGAAGCAGUUCGAUGAUUGCAUUGCCUUUCUUCUCAGAGUAUUGUCCUUCAAGAUCAAUGUUGGACACUUUCCACAUUUGGCAGAUUUGGUGACUAGAAUAAAUUACAACUACUACUACAUGUCUGAUAAUGGAAACAUGAUGACAGCCCCUGGAUCUGAAUCAGUGAAGUUGGGAAAGGCCUUUCCAAGCAGACCUGGGUGAUUGGAUUCCCCACGUUUGUUUUUUUAUUUCCCAUUUGUAUCAGAACGACAGAAUCGUUCUGUGUAAUGCCAGUCAAAGGUAGAAGUUGCGCGACAUGCCAACUUUUCCCCUCCACAAGUUUUAAUGUUCCAGGAUUGCCUGAAAUUUAGCUGUUGAUGCAGAUACCCUUAUCAUACUAGCUAAAGCAGGCAAGCUGGUGAGGAUAUGGGCUAAAAGUUGUUUUGUCUAGCUGCAGCUUGUAUAUAGAAUAUCUAGCUGGCUAAAAUUGUGUAUGUGUGUGUGUGUGUGUGUGUAGGUGUGUGUGUUCCAAAGCACUGCACUGAUCGUAUGUAAUUGAUGUAAUUUAUUCUUGGUGGAUUAUAUUUUAGGGUGUUGGUGUCCUUGCUAGUUGCUACUCGUUUCAUGUACUCAUUUUUGCAGUGGUAACAUAUUCUUUUGUAUAGGGCCAGCGUUUGUGGUUCUUAUGAACAGUUGGCACAUUGUUUUGGACAAUUUUGCUUAUAGGAUGUUCGAUCUGUCUUAUAGGGGGUGCCAAAUUGCCAAUGAUU